Molecule: messenger RNA, 1730 nt
Organism: Scleropages formosus (Asian bonytongue)
Lineage: Eukaryota; Metazoa; Chordata; Actinopteri; Osteoglossiformes; Osteoglossidae
Product: interleukin-17B-like
Exons: 3
Coding region: 360-986 (208 amino acids)
Biological process (GO): inflammatory response
Cellular component (GO): extracellular region
Molecular function (GO): cytokine activity
Source: RefSeq, a predicted model, not a curated record
CCUUAGGCUGUACAAUAAAACGCUCGCGCUCCUUUCGUGACAAGUCGCCCAGACGCGUGGCUCGCGGAGCUCACGUGGUCAGUGGGAUUAGUUAGAUACAAUUAUAAUUCCUCAUCUAUUUAUCACCCGCUCGUGUUUGGACUUUUUUUUUUUUCCACGACACCCACGCAGAGUGUGCGGCUGUCUGUCAUGUCCGCUUAUUUUUAGCCAAAACUGAAUACAGAUCUCGCCUUGUACUACGAAGCCAGCAAUAGUUUUAAGAAGAUUUCCAAGUUGUAAUUGCUCGGAUUUCCCUGAAUGAACGACGACUAGCGAAUAAAACAAAACAAUCCACGUUUUUCUUUCCUCUCGGACUGAUCAUGAUCGUUUUUUUCCAGCCCUGGGUGUGUGUUGCAUUUCUGAUUUGUUCCGUGGUUGUCGUCGAGGCUCAGACGGAGGCCAAGGAGGGCCGAAAGGACGGCAAGGGCUCGCGGCGGAGACCCGGCCGGGUCACCAACAAGGUUUCGUCCAGCAGCCUGCCGCAAAAUGCUACCACGCAGAAGAGCUCCCCCGACCCCAUCGUGGCAGGCGUGGACGGCGGCUCGCCCACGGCCAUCUGGGACGAGGACUUCGAGAAGAGCAUCGAGGAGAUGGUGCUGCAAGUGAGGAACAACUCGGCGCUCUCCAAGAACAAGUGCGUGGUGGAUCGGCAGCUGUGGAUGUCCAACACCAGGAGCCUGUCGCCGUGGUCGUACAGAAUUAACCACGACGAGAAGCGCAUUCCGGUGGACAUCCCCGAGGCCAAGUGCUCGUGCGCGGGCUGCAUCAACCCGUUCACCAUGCAGGAGGACCGCACCAUGACCAGCGUGCUCAUCUACACCAAGAUCCCCGUGCGCCGGCUGCUCUGCGACCGGCCCUCCAGGAGGCACCGCAAGAAGAAGAAGUGUCUCCCGCAGUACAAGACGGUGGUGGAAAGCAUUGCUGUGGGCUGCACCUGUAUUGUCUGAGCGCUGGGCCACUUCAAUGGAUCUCUUGUUUUCCAUGUUCCAUUCACAGUUCUAGGCUCCUGUACUGCCAUAACACAUCGAUCCUUACCAGGAUGCUCUGGCAUUAAUUGCCCUUUGGGGGUCAGGGAGUGCUUCACUUCAUAAUUGCUACGCAUUUGCUCAAUGAACACAGUGGAAACUCUUCAUUUCUCACUUUCAAACCUUUGUCGGUUAAAGGCCCAGUAUAGAAUAGAGGCCUACAGUAAUCUUACACGGUAUAAUUAGCACAGUUUAGUGAAUUCUUCUGCUGUAACUUUUGCCAUUAGGAAAGUAAACUUUGCCAUUACAAUUUUAUACAUUAACACCACUUACUACUGAUCAUCUCACUCGACAGUAUCAUAUUAGAUAUUGUGAGUGCUGUGACACUACUUCUAAAGACAGCAUCUCACGAAGAAAAAAAGACAACAUAGUAUUUUUUUCCGGUGUCAUUUAUCGCACUUUUUCCGGCUUUAGAUGUUCAAAUAAUUCAAUUCUUCCUCAUAUCCAUCUGUUUUUGCCUUUGCAGAUUCUGCACCUAAAAUCUAAACAUUUCUUUUCCUUUUUACAGUUGUUGUAGAACAUAGCUAACAUGUUUUUCAUUCUAAAAAUUCCAGUAACUAGAUAUUCUGCUAUAUUCAGGUUUGAAAAUACAUCUUGCCACCAGUUGAUAUCGUUGGAAAUAUAUGCUUCAAUAUAUUACAGUAUUGUACUGUAGUCAUUUAAUCA